UCGAGGUCAACGUCUAAUUUUCCUUGCAUCUUUCUCACUUCCUUUCUCUUUUCCUAGCUGCUUCGUUCCUUUGUGUUCGACCUGCAUUAUUGGUCGAAAAUGGUGGGCUGAAACAGACAUCAUUUCGUAGAAAUUCUCUUCCUCUCCAACAGUUUCUUUCUUUCUUUUACACUUCCUUGUUUAAUUCUAUCAAUAAACCUCAUCAGCAGAAGGCAUAGCACAAUUUCCCCCCUCCAAUAAUGGCUGAAUCCUUCGCAUUUAACAUUGCUGAAAAUGUCCUUUCAAAACUAGCCAAUAUUGCAUAUCAAGAAAUUCGCCUAGCUUGGGGUGUCCAGAGUGACCUUGCAAAGCUUAAGACGACCUUAACUACCAUCAAAGCCGUGCUUUUAGAUGCUGAAGAAAAACAGGCUCAUGACAAUCAGCUGCGGGUUUGGCUUCAAGAGCUUAGGGAUGCCUGUUAUGAUGCAGAUGAUGUGUUGGAUGAAUUUGAAAUCGAAGCACUGCGGAAGCAAGUUGUGAAACAGAGGAGCAUCAGAAAGAAGGUAAGUCAUUUCUUUUCAAGCUCAAACCCACUUGCUUUUCGGUUUAAGUUGGCACAUAAGAUUAAAAAAGUUACUGAGAGAUUCGUUGAGAUUGCUGCUUUGAAAAAAGAUUUUCAUCUCAUUGAGAGACAUGAUGGCCCUGGGCAUGUGGUGCGCUUGGACAGGGAGACCCACUCCUUUGUGCAGGCAUCGGAGGUCAUUGGCAGAGAUGAAGAGAAAGAGAGAAUCAUAAAAAUGUUAAUGCAAGAUCCAGCUGAUGAGGAAGACAUUUCCGUCCUUCCCAUAGUUGGAAUCGGAGGUCUUGGGAAGACCGCCCUUGCGAAAUUGGUGUUCAAUGAUGGAAGGGUAGAUGGGCAUUUUGGGUUGACAAUGUGGGUGUGUGUUUCAGAUGAUUUUGAUCUGAAACGAUUAGUUCUGAAAAUUAUUAAAGCUGGAAAGGAGGGUGAUGGAGACCUUGGUAACAUGGAUUUGGAGCAAUUACAGAGGGUUUUACGUCAUUGUUUGAAUGGUAAAAAGUAUUUACUCAUUUUAGAUGAUGUGUGGAAUGAGGAUAAUAGAAAAUGGCAAGAACUGAAACAAUUGUUAGUGGGAGGAGCUAACGGAAGCAAAAUUGUGGUCACCACUCGCAGUAACCAAGUUGGAAAGAUGGUCGGCACAAUCCCUCCGCACAAUUUGGAAGGUCUUCCUUAUGACCAAUCUUUAUCUUUGUUUCUCAAAUUUGCAUUCAAGGGAGGAGAAGAGAAGCGACAUCCGAACCUUGUAAAAAUUGGGGAAGAAAUUGUUAGAAAAUGCAAAGGGGUUCCUUUGGUUGUGAAGACAUUGGGGAGUUUACUUUUCUCCAAAUUUUCAGAAGGUGAGUGGAAUCGAUUGAAAGAUAGUGAGAUGUGGGAAUUAAUGGAAAAAGAAAAUGAAAUAUUUUCUGUUUUAAAACUAAGUUAUGAUCAACUGCCUCCUCAUCUAAAGCAAUGUUUUGCUUAUUGUUCACUCUUUCCAAAGGAUUAUGGAUUUGAUGAAGUCGACACAGUUCAAUUUUGGAUGGCUCAUGGUCUUAUUCGGCCCUCCAAAAAAAAUGAAGAUCUGGAGGAUAUUGGGAGGCAGUAUUUGAACGAUCUACUGUCAAGGUGUUUUUUCCAAGAUUAUGAGUAUGGCCUUGAUUUUAUUGCAUUUAAAAUGCAUGAUCUUUUACAUGAUCUUGCACUAUCAGUAGCAAAAAAUGAGUGUUGUACAAUAAAUCCUUCCGAGCAAAAUAUUGCCCAAGGAGUUCGACAUUUGUGCCUUACUAACUGUGAUUCUCCUGAAGAAGGUGACUUCAAAUUACUUAAUAAAGUAAGACAUUGGCGCUCAUUUAGGUGUACAGAUACGAACAUAGGUCCUAGCAACAAAUCCUUUAUUGAAGCAUGCCUCAAGAGGUUCCAACAUUUACGGGUGCUUGAUUUCAAAAGAUCUAAUCUCGAGGUAUUACCCAAAAGGAUUGGGGAUUUGAAGCAUUUAAGGUAUCUCGACCUAACCAACAAUCACAGCAUCAAGAAACUUCCGAACUCCAUCUGUAAGUUGCAAAAUUUGCAAACCCUAUAUCUUGAUGGUUGUGACAAACUUGAAGAGUUGCCUAGAGAUAUGGGAUACUUAACCAGUCUUAGAGCUUUGACAAUAACUACAAAACAAAAGCUUCUACGUGGAUUAGAAUGCUUGAAAUCUCUUCGAUAUUUGUUUAUCCAAGACUGUAAAAAUCUGGAAUAUUUGUUUGAAGGGAUUGAGAACCUCACAUCACUUCAAUUACUAGGUAUAUCUGGUUGCCGAAACUUGAUAUCACUGCCGUACGGUUUGAAAUAUCUAACUGCAUUACAUACUCUAGUAAUUGGGGAUUGUGUAAAGCUUGAUCUGAAUAUGACACUGGGAUUCAAAGAGAAAGAAGAUGAUAAUCAAGACUACCUCGUGGGUAGUAGUUUGUGUCUUCUAAAAUUAGUGAUCCUUGGACCGUUACCAAAGCUGGAGGCUCUACCCCAGUGGCUUCUACAACGAUCUGCCAACACUUUAAAGUGCCUAUUUAUUGCAGAAUGUGAGAACCUCACAACCUUAUCAGAGUGGCACAAUCUCACAUCACUUGAAAAGCUUGAGAUUAUGGAUUGCCCAAAAUUAUCAACUCUGCCAGAAAAGAUGCAGCGCCUCAAACAUUUGACGAUUGAAGAAUGUCCUGUUUUGAGUGAAAGAUGCGAACCGGAAGGCGGAGAGGAUUGGCCCAACAUUGCUCAUGUCUCUCGUAUAUAUCUGGACGGUGAUGAAGUUUCAUCUAAACAAUCAUCAGCCCCAUGAUUCGGGCAUAUCUCCAUUUUAUUGGUAUUGGGACUGGAUGGAAGUGCAGUUGCUGUAAUCCCUGAAAUAGAGUGGAGGGGGUGUGCUUGGGCUUGGCUUCUCAUUUCUCCUACUUGUUGGCUUGUAUUUUAUCUCCCUACUUAUGUUAUGGACAUAUACAUUUGAUGUUUGUUUAUGUACUUAAAUUCCUUUGCUUUGGAUUGUUCAUGUAAUCCCUACUCUCUAUUUGUUGGCUUGAUGUAUUGCCUUUGGAUUCAAAAUUUGGUUUGUAAUUUGUUUUGGUUGGGUGA
Theobroma cacao (cacao) is the source of this 3142-nucleotide messenger RNA. Its product is annotated as putative disease resistance protein RGA1. Gene Ontology annotation, molecular function: ADP binding; protein binding. Lineage: Eukaryota; Viridiplantae; Streptophyta; Magnoliopsida; Malvales; Malvaceae. The record is from RefSeq and is a predicted model, not a curated record.